AUGGGUGUGUCCGAUGAUCAUUUGGAAGUGUGUCAUUUGGCGAUGCUUCAUGACAAAAUGGACAUUUCUCGUAUGAUGGUGGAUUCUCAACAAGUCAAGGAGAGUAGGAUUAAGAUGAAGAUUAAGGAUGCUAAGAGGGAAAGGUACCAUGAAGUAGGUACUUCUAACGACAAGACUCGUAAUGAUAGGGUGUCUAAUGUGAGAUCCCAAAGGAGAAGAGGUGGUGAUUCACGAAGUGAGAAACCUACUUGUACCAUAUGUGGUAAGAAACAUGUGGGUGAAUGUCUCGUUAGGUCGGAUACUUGUUUUGGUUGUUUAAAGAGUGGCUAUAAGGAGAGGGAUUUUCCUAUUGUAAAGGGUCAAGGAAAGCGGAAUAACCAAGCACAAGCAAGCGGUCCUAGUUCCGAUGCUCCAAAGAAGAACCGGUUCUAUGCUCUCCGCCUUAGGGGUGAUCAAAAGAAUUAUCCCAAUGUUGUCACUGGUAUGUUACAAGUAUUUUCCAUUGAUGUCUAUGCAUUACUAAAUCCCCGUGCUACAUUAUCUUUUGUAAAUCCUUUAGUGUCCAUGAAGUUCGAUGUGUUAUCUGAUGUCUCAAUUGAACCUUUGCCGGUUACUACCCCGGUGGUUGACUCAAUUGUUGCUAAAAGAGUCUUUAGAAGUUGUACCAUAUUAUUGUCCAAUAGAGUUAAAUUGGUCGAUUUGGUAAAACUUGAUAUGUUAGACUUUCAUGUCAUAUUUGGGAUGAAUUAG
Solanum pennellii is the source of this 750-nucleotide messenger RNA. RefSeq lists its product as uncharacterized. The transcript is spliced from 2 exons. The record is from RefSeq and is a predicted model, not a curated record. The coding region runs from base 1 to 750 and encodes 249 amino acids. NCBI's taxonomy places the organism in Eukaryota, Viridiplantae, Streptophyta, Magnoliopsida, Solanales, Solanaceae.